Oryctolagus cuniculus (rabbit) is the source of this 1536-nucleotide messenger RNA. RefSeq names its product RWD domain containing 2A (gene RWDD2A). The record is from RefSeq and is a predicted model, not a curated record. NCBI's taxonomy places the organism in Eukaryota, Metazoa, Chordata, Mammalia, Lagomorpha, Leporidae. Gene Ontology annotation, molecular function: protein binding.
CCCCCCGCCCUUGCCCGGGCCCCUGGGUGCCUAGGCGGGGUGAAUCCCACUCGUCCGGAAUUCCCAGGAUGCUGUCCCAGGCUACUGUGGCUCAAGGGAGAGGAAGAAAGGACCUCCCUAAAAGGCGUUGGGGGCGGCGGUACCCUCGCGACUCUGGCUCUGUGAGGCCCAGAGCCCCUCCCCGCGCGCUGAGGCCCUACUCCGCACCCAGCUGCUCCGCCCAAGCCUUAGACCCGCUUCCAAAGCUGGGCCCCUGCCCUGCCCGGAAUUCAGGCUGCGGGGCAUCCACAGGUGUGGUUCUCCAACCACCUGCAGCCAUCGCGACUAUCCGAACACCUGUUGCAAGCUCAGAUUCCCAGCUUUAGAUCGGGAGGCUUCCGGGCAGGUGGAUUUUGAGACAACAUGUCGGCUUCGGUGAAAGAAAGCCUUCAGCUUCAGCUACUGGAAAUGGAAAUGCUGCUUUCCAUGUUUCCUAACCAAGGAGAAGUAAAGCUUGAAGAUGUAAAUGCCUUGACGACUAUAAAGAGAUAUUUGGAAGGCACCAGGGAAGCGCUACCACCAAAAAUCGAAUUUGUGAUUACGCUCCAGAUUGAGGAGCCCAAGGUGAAAAUUGAUUUGCAAGUCACCAUGCCUCACAGCUACCCCUACGUAGCACUGCAGCUGUUUGGACGGUCACCUGAGCUUGACAGACAGCAGCAGCUGCUUCUCAACAAAGAUCUCACUUCCUACAUCGGGACUUUUGACCCAGGUGAGCUGUGUGUGUGCGCAGCAGUCCAGUGGCUACAAGACAACAGUGCGUCCUAUUUCCUGAGCAGAAAGCUCGUGUAUGAACCAUCUACCCAGGCAAAGCCCAUCAAGAACACGUUCAUCCGCAUGUGGAUCUACAGCCACCAUAUAUACCAGCAGGACCUAAGGAAAAAGAUUUUGGAAGUGGGGAAAAGGUUGGAUGUGACGGGAUUUUGCAUGACAGGAAAGCCCGGUAUAAUCUGCGUGGAGGGUUUCAAAGAGCACUGCGAGGAGUUCUGGCACACAAUCAGGUACCCCAACUGGAAGCACAUUUCCUGUAAGCAUGCAGAAAGCACCGAGACCGAAGGAGAUGGCGAGGACCUGCGUCUUUUCCAUUCUUUUGAAGAAUUACUCCUUGAGGCCCACGGUGACUACGGAUUAAGGAAUGACUAUCACAUGAAUCUGGGCCAGUUCUUAGAAUUUCUCAAGAAACACAAAAGUGAGCAUGUUUUUCAGAUACUAUUUGGCAUUGAGAGCAAAAGCUCAGAGUCCUAGGAAGUCAUUAAGAGGCCGGUAUUUGUAAGUUCACUCAGUAUUGAUGUUAACAAGACCAAAGUACAAAGGCCAAGGCUGUGUAGCAUCCUUGGUGGAAGACCUAGCUCCAGGAUUUUUACCUGGUAAUGAGUUUCAACUGGUCAUGAAAUGAAAGGGCCUUUUAACUUUAUAACUGUAAAGUUGUGAUGUUAUCUUCUUGUAUUAAGUCACUUGAAACAAUUUCAUUGUAAGUUAAUAAAACAUUUAACCAGUGGA